GUUUCUUUCUUUUCCGCUCUUUUUCAGACAUCUCUGCUCACACUCUUCCCCUCCAGCCUUCCAAGCUUUCAUCAAUGGCGAUUAUUACAGAGGAGGAAGAGGACAAGCGGCCCCUUACAUCACCGGAAAACAAAGCGGAACACAAAGAAGCUGCGAAACCGGAAUCUAUCAGGAAGAAUCGCAAGCCCCAAACUCAGAACCCUUUCACUUUCUGGUUCUACUUCACAAUCGUCGUCUCUCUCACUACCUUCUUCUUCGUUUCUCUCUCUACUCUCUCUACUCGAGAUGACCCCAGAUCAUGGUUUCUCUCUCUCCCUCCGUCUCUCCGUCAAUAUUACUCAGAUGGGCGAACCAUCAAGGUCCAGGUAAACUCCAACGAGUCACCGAUCGAGGUUUUUGUUGCUGAAUCUGGUCCGAUUGGGUCCGAGAAUGUAGUUGUGGUCCAUGGUUUAGGGCUUAGUUCGUAUGCUUUUAGAGACAUGAUUCGAUCUAUGGGCUCCAAAGGGGUUCAUGCUGUGGCCGUUGAUUUGCCCGGAAAUGGGUUCUCGGACAAAUCAACGGUGGUGAUUGGUGGAGAUCGAGAGGUUGGGGCUCUAGCGAGGUUUAAGGAAGCUUAUGGCUUGAUCAAGGAAAAAGGGGUUUUUUGGGCGUUUGAUCAGAUGGUUGAAACAGGGGAGUUACCGUACGAGGCGAUCCUAAAACUCCAGAACGCGAAUCGGAGAACUGUAAAAUCGAUCGAACUGGGGAGCGAAGAAACGGCUAGGGUUUUAGGUCAGGUGAUUGACACAAUGGGCUUAGCCCCUGUACAUUUGGUUGUCCAUGAUUCAGCUCUAGGGUUAGCUUCGAACUGGGUUUCCGAGAAUUCUGCUGUUGUCCGUAGUGUUACCCUUAUUGACACCGGGAUUACCCCAGCAUUGCCAUUGUGGGUUUUGAAUGUACCUGUAAUGAGAGAAGUCUUGUUAGGGUUUUCAUUCGGGUUCCAGAAACUAGUAGGCAUAUGUUGCUCAACCGGUAUGACUCCAUCUCAAGCUGAUGCUCAUAGGAUACUUUUGAAGGGAAGAAACGGGAGGCGGGCAGUAGUCAGUUCGAUGAAGAAGCUGAAUCAUAGCUUUGACAUUGCACGAUGGGGCGAUUCGGAUGGGAUGAACGGUAUCCCGAUGCAAGUGGUUUGGUCCAGUGAGUGGUCUAAAGAGUGGAGCGACGAGGGCAACCGUGUAGCUAAGGCUCUUCCAAAGGCAAAGUUCGUCUCACACUUGGGAAGCCGGUGGCCUCAGGAAAGCAACUCGGACGAGCUUGCAAAAUACGUGGCUGAGUUUGUCGCUUCGCUUCCAAGAUCCAUCAGACGAGUUGCUGAAGAGCCUGUACCUGAGAAUGUUCAGAGACCGUUAGACGAAGCAAAGUCCGGCAACCAUCAUCAUCAUCAUCAUGACCAUGAUCAUGAGCAUGGUCAUGCACAAGGUGCUGGUUACAUGGAUGCGUACGGUCUUGGUCAUGGGUGGGCUGCGUGAUUGGCAUGCCUUUGGUUAUUUGUUGUUUGGGGCAACCCUUUUUUUAAGGCCAAUUUAGAUAAAUGUGUGUUGUUAUAAAAUAUCCUAUUUAUUUUCGAAAGUAUUUAGAUAACCACUAAAUACUUUGGUGUUUUUGUUAUUCCACUGAAAUAUUAUAAGCCCUAAUUUUUCUUCAA
Molecule: messenger RNA, 1684 nt
Organism: Tarenaya hassleriana
Lineage: Eukaryota; Viridiplantae; Streptophyta; Magnoliopsida; Brassicales; Cleomaceae
Product: protein AUXIN RESPONSE 4
Exons: 2
Coding region: 75-1508 (477 amino acids)
Source: RefSeq, a predicted model, not a curated record